GGCAAUCGAAACAACAAAAAAAGAGUGACAGCCAAAAAAAGCAGCCAGCUGAGGAAAUUUGCAAAAAUUUUAUACAUUAAAGCUAUUGUACAAAACAGUCCAGUUUAAUACACUCAACAUGUUGAUCAAAGUCAAGACCCUGACUGGCAAGGAAAUCGAAAUUGACAUUGAGCCCACAGACAAGGUGGAUCGAAUUAAGGAACGCGUGGAAGAGAAGGAGGGCAUUCCGCCGCAACAACAACGUUUGAUUUUCUCCGGCAAACAGAUGAAUGAUGACAAAACCGCAGCGGAUUACAAAGUGCAAGGAGGAUCUGUCCUUCAUUUGGUUUUGGCUCUACGAGGCGGUGAUUUCAAUUCGAUAUUUUGUCUCUAACUAAUUUUGUUUAAAAUCGAAAGUAAUUCAUUUCAAAUUCACUCAAAAAUAUUACGCUUGAGAAGCAUCAUAAUGAAGUAAAAUAUUUUAUAACUAAAGCAAAUAUUGUAUUUCUUUCAUGUUGAUUGAAAGGCACUGUGAAUUUAAAUAGAACCCAAUAAUUGAGAUCCUA
Drosophila ficusphila is the source of this 545-nucleotide messenger RNA. It is a transcript of the gene Nedd8, whose product is annotated as NEDD8. Bases 119 to 373 code for a protein of 84 amino acids. NCBI's taxonomy places the organism in Eukaryota, Metazoa, Arthropoda, Insecta, Diptera, Drosophilidae. The record is from RefSeq and is a predicted model, not a curated record. Gene Ontology annotation, molecular function: protein tag activity; ubiquitin protein ligase binding. Gene Ontology annotation, cellular component: cytoplasm; nucleus. The transcript is spliced from 3 exons. Gene Ontology annotation, biological process: modification-dependent protein catabolic process; regulation of proteolysis; protein neddylation.